GCCCCACCUAUAUGUUUUUGCUUUGGGUUGGGUGUGUUUCAUUUGUUUACGCUCCGUUUUGUAUGAUAAAAGUGCAGAUAUUUUCUUCAAUUGUGUUCCCAUUGCAACAUCGAAAGUCUAAUCCAGAAAUAUGCGUGAUCUAAACAAACAGCAGUCACAGGACACUACAGAUGGGGGCGUCGAGAAGGGCGAUUAUCCGCGUGCCACAAAUGGCGUUGUCUUCGGGGCCAUUCUCACCUUUGGCAGCUCCUUCGUGCUGAUGAUGUCCUUCUGCUCGCCGUACUGGAUCGAGUCGUAUGAGGAGACCCGCAGCAGCUUCAAGAACAUGGGCCUCUGGCAGUACUGCUUCAAGGAUUUUGUCUACCCGAAGUACGCGUUCCCCAAGCAGUUUACGGGAUGCCACAAUAUAUUCUCGCAUGAGUACUAUGUGAUUCGUGAGUAUCUGCUUCCUGGCUGGCUGAUGGCCGUGCAGGGCUUCGUCACCAUGUCCUUUAUUAUUGUGUUCGUGGUGCUGACCCUGCUCGCGCUGACGAUCAUCCGACUGCCUCUUAAGCCCGUCCUCCAGUACGAGUGGCUGCUUGUUCGCCUCUCCUACAUGGGCACCGCCAUCUCGUCCCUGUUCAUGUUCCUGGCCGUGUGCAUCUUCGGGGGCUGCGCCUAUCGCCGCGACUGGCUGAUGUAUCCCAGAUUCAAUGUGCUGGGCUGGUCCUAUGCCAUGGCCGUUGUGACCUUCAUGCUGCUGGGCCUGGCCGCCCUCAUACUGCACCGCGAGGCACGCCAGGCGUUCGAGGCACGCGGCGAACAAAAGAAUCUGGUCAUGCAAAUGGAGAUGCAGGAGCCGGGCUACCAGCCGCCACGCCACCACCACAGCCAGUCACGCAGUCUGCAGGGCUACAUAUAGAUGCGCGAGUUCUGGAAACUCCCCAAUGAAACUUCAAUGCAUUCCAUUCCAUGCGAAUCUUU
This is a messenger RNA of Drosophila obscura, 963 nucleotides long. RefSeq lists its product as uncharacterized. Bases 131 to 901 code for a protein of 256 amino acids. The record is from RefSeq and is a predicted model, not a curated record. NCBI's taxonomy places the organism in Eukaryota, Metazoa, Arthropoda, Insecta, Diptera, Drosophilidae. Gene Ontology annotation, biological process: regulation of tube size, open tracheal system; septate junction assembly. The transcript is spliced from 4 exons. Gene Ontology annotation, cellular component: membrane; septate junction.